AUGGUGAAGCCUGGUCAGAGGUUCUGGUUGCUCUGUGUCCUGUUGCUGCCCCAGGCUCAGGCACAACCGUACACCCCCAUCCACAAGGCUGGCCAAUGUGCCUUCUACGACGAGUGCGGGAAGAAUCCUGAGUUGUCGGGGAGUGUGAUCCCACUGUCCAAUGUCUCCUGCCUGUCAAACACACCUGCCAAACCCGUCACGGGCCUGCACCUGACACUCCUGCGGCGCAUCUGCCCCCGCCUCUACAAGGGCCCCACCACCACCUAUGCCUGCUGCUCCUUAAAGCAGCUGGUGGCUCUAGAGAUAAGCAUGGCGGUCACCAAGGCUCUCCUCACUCGCUGUCCCGCUUGCUCCGACAACUUUGUCAGUCUGCACUGCCAGAACACUUGCAGCCCCGACCAGAGCCUCUUCAUCAACGUGACGCGCAUCUACCCACGGGGCGACGGGCAGCUGCCGGCAGUGCUGGCCUACCAGGCCUUCUACCAGCGAAGCUUUGCCGAGGCCGUCUAUGAAUCGUGUAGCCGUGUGCGCAUUCCUGCGGCGGCCACCUUGGCUGUGGGCAGCAUGUGCGGUGUGUAUGGCUCUGCUCUCUGUAACGCCCAGCGCUGGCUCAACUUCCAAGGCGACACCAGCAACGGCCUGGCCCCGCUGGACAUUGCCUUCCACCUCUUGAACCCCAGCCAGGCCCCUGGGGAUGGGAUUGAGCUUCUCAACUCGGAGGUCGUGAGCUGCAAUGUUUCCCAGGAGGAUGGGGCGGCUGCAUGCUCCUGCCAGGACUGCGCCGCAUCCUGUCCUGCCAUAGUACAUCCACAGCCUCUGGACUCCACCUUCCGCUUAGGCCAGAUGGCCUGGGACCUGGCCCUGGUGACUAUCCUCUGCUCCCUCUUUGCCGUCCUUGUGGUCUUCCUCGUGCUCCCCCUCUUGGUCCACCGCAGGGCCAAGGCCAAGGCCAAGGCCAAAGAAAAGGCAGAAGUCCCUGCUGUGCACAUAAGCUUCUUGGACCGGAUCAGCCUCCGUACUCACACUCUCCUGGGCCAGUUAUUCCAGGCCUGGGGCACAUGGGUGGCCUCGUGGCCACUCACAGUCCUGGGGGUGUCCACUGUAGUGGUGGUGCUUCUGUCGGCGGGUCUGGCCUUCAUGGAGCUCACCACGGACCCUGUGGAGCUGUGGUCAGCCCCGAACAACCGGGCCCGGCGGGAGAAGGAGUUCCACGACCAGCAUUUUGGCCCUUUCUUUCGCACCAACCAGGUGAUCCUGACCGCCCCUGGUCGGGCCAGCUAUGGCUAUAACUCCCUGAUGCUGGGUCCCAAAAACUUCAGCGGGGUCCUGGCACCCGACCUGCUGCUACAGCUGCUGGAACUGCAGGAAAGGCUGCGGCGGUUGCAGGUGUGGUCCCCUGAAGAGGGGCGAAACAUCUCGCUCCAAGACGUCUGUUACGCCCCGCUCAACCCGCACAACGCCAGCCUGGAAGACUGCUGUGUGAACAGCCUGUUGCAGUACUUCCAGAACAACCGCACUCGUUUUCUGCUCACCGCCAACCAGACUCUCCUGGGACAGACGGCCGAAGUAGGCUGGAGGGAUCAUUUUCUCUACUGUGUCAAUGCUCCACUCACAUUCAAAGAUGGCACAUCCUUGGGCCUAAGCUGCAUGGCCGACUACGGAGCCCCCAUUUUCCCUUUCCUCGCAGUGGGGGGAUACAAAGGUAAGGACUACUCUGAGGCCGAGGCCCUGAUCAUGACCUUCUCCCUCAACAACUACCCAAGUGGGGACCCCCGGCUGGCCCAGGCCAAGCUCUGGGAGUCAGGCUUCUUGGAGGAGAUGCGAGCCUUCCAGCGGCAGAUGGCUGGCACGUUCCAGGUCACCUUCAUGGCUGAGCGCUCCCUGGAAGAUGAGAUCAACCGCACCACAGGGGAGGACUUGCCGAUCUUUGCCAUCAGUUACAUCGUCAUCUUCUUGUACAUCACCCUGGCACUGGGCAGCUACUCCAGCAGGCACCGAGUGCUGGUGGACGCUAAGGCCACACUGGGCCUAGGUGGGAUCAUGGUGGUGCUGGGAGCAGUUAUGGCCUCCAUGGGCUUCUUCUCCUACUUGGGUGUCCCGUCCUCUCUGAUCAUCAUCCAAGUCGUGCCUUUCUUGGUCCUUGCUGUGGGCGCUGACAACCUCUUCAUCUUCAUUCUCGAGUACCAGAGGCAGCCGAGGCAGCCGGGGGAGCAGCGGGAGGAACACAUCGGCCGCGUCCUUGGUCUUGUGGCUCCCAGCAUGCUACUGUGCAGUGUGUCUGAGGCCAUCUGCUUCUUCUUGGGGGCGCUGACUCUCAUGCCAGCCGUGCGGACGUUUGCCCUGACCUCUGGCCUGGCGGUGGUGCUGGACUUUCUGCUGCAGAUGUCAGCCUUCGUAGCCCUGCUUUCUCUGGACAGCAGGAGGCAGGAGGCCUCCCACCUGGAUGUCUGCUGCUGCCUCAGAGCCCAGCAACUUCCCCCGCCCAGUCCCAAGGAGGGGCUCCUGCUCCGCUUCUUCCGCCAAGUUUACGCACCAUUCCUGCUGCACCGAGUCACCCGAGGUGUUGUGAUCUUCCUGUUCCUGGCCCUCUUCGGAGUCAGUCUCUACUUCAUGUGCCACAUCAGCGUGGGCCUUGAUCAGGAGCUGGCCUUGCCCAAGGACUCCUACCUGCUGGACUACUUCCUUUUUCUGAACCGUUACUUUGAAGUGGGCACCCCUGUCUACUUUGUCACCACUGCGGGCUAUAACUUCUCCAGCGAGGCUGGAAUGAAUAGUGUCUGCUCCAGCGCAGGCUGUGACAGCUACUCUUUAACACAGAAGAUCCAGUAUGCCACAGAGUUCCCUGCGGAAUCUUACCUGGCCAUUCCAGCCUCUUCCUGGGUGGAUGACUUCAUCGACUGGCUGACCCCAUCUUCUUGCUGCCGUCUCUAUGGCUCUGACCCCAAUAAGGAUGAAUUCUGUCCCUCGACAAGCAGCGCCUUGAAUUGCACGAGAAACUGCAUGAGCUUCACUCUGGGCCCCAUCCGGCCCUCAGUGGAGCAGUUCCACAAGUACCUCCCGUGGUUCCUGAGCGACCCGCCCAACAUCAAGUGUCCCAAAGGGGGCCUGGCGGCUUACAGCACCUCUGUCAAUAUGAGCCAAGACGGUCAGAUUGUGGCCUCCCGGUUCAUGGCCUACCACAUGCCCCUGAAGAACUCCCAGGAGUAUACAGAAGCUCUGCGGGCAGCUCGAGCCCUAGCAGCUAACAUCACUGCCAGCCUGCGGAAGGUCCCGGGGACGGACCCAACCUUUGAAGUCUUCCCUUACACGAUCACCUACGUGUUUUAUGAGCAGUAUCUGACCAUUGUCCCUGAGGGGCUCUUCAUGCUGAGUGUCUGCCUCCUGCCCACCUUCGUUGUCUGCUGCCUCCUGCUGGGCAUGGACCUGCGCUCUGGGCUGCUCAACCUCUUCACCAUCAUCAUGAUUCUUGUGGACACCGUCGGCUUCAUGGCACUUUGGGGCAUCAGUUAUAAUGCAUUGUCCCUCAUCAACCUCGUCACGGCGGUGGGCAUGUCGGUGGAGUUCGUGUCUCACAUCACCCGCUCCUUUGCCAUCUGCACCAUGCCCACCAGACUGGAGAGGGCCAGGGAGGCGACCAUUACCAUGGGCAGUGCGGUCUUUGCUGGUGUGGCCAUGACUAACCUGCCCGGCAUACUGGUCCUGGGCCUUGCCAAGGCCCAGCUCGUUCAGAUCUUCUUCUUUCGCCUCAACCUGCUCAUCACCCUCCUGGGGCUGCUGCAUGGCCUCGUCUUCCUUCCUGUAGUCCUCAGCUACCUGGGGCCGAAUGUCAACCCUGCUCUGGUGCUGAAACAGGAGAUGGCCAAGGCAGCUGCUACAGUCAGGGCAGACUCCUGCUCAGUGCACCCUCCUGUGGCCCACACAAGCAGCUACGUCUACACCAACAAGAGCUUUGGAGAGGAUGCCAAGAAUCCCAACGGUGUGGACAGUUCUUUGCCCAGCAGCGGGCAGGUGCUCUGA
This is a messenger RNA of Chrysochloris asiatica (Cape golden mole), 4017 nucleotides long. RefSeq names its product NPC1-like 1 (gene NPC1L1). Bases 1 to 4017 code for a protein of 1338 amino acids. The transcript is spliced from 19 exons. Lineage: Eukaryota; Metazoa; Chordata; Mammalia; Afrosoricida; Chrysochloridae. Gene Ontology annotation, molecular function: lipid carrier activity. Gene Ontology annotation, cellular component: membrane. The record is from RefSeq and is a predicted model, not a curated record.